GUGGAAAAUGUUCGGUUACUUGAUCGUUUAUCUUCAAGAAAAGCUGCACUGGGAACCUUGUAUUUAACAGCUACCCAUGUCAUAUUUGUGGAGAAUGGCUCUGAAACUCGUAAAGAAACCUGGGUUCUUCACAGCCAAAUUUCCUCUAUUGAGAAACAGGCCACCACGGCCAGUGGUUGCCCGUUGCUGAUUCGCUGCAAGAACUUCCAGGUCAUCCAGCUGGUCAUCCCUCAGGAACGAGACUGCCAUGACAUUUACAUAUCUCUGAUACGUCUGGCACGACCAGUGAAAUACGAAGAGUUGUAUUGUUUCUCCUUCAAUCCAAAAUUAGAUAAAGAAGAAAGAGAACAAGGCUGGAAGCUUGUGGACCUCAAUGAAGAAUAUAAUCGGAUGGGUAUUCCAAACAACUAUUGGCAGAUUAGUGAUGUAAACAGAGACUAUGGAGUCUGUGACUCCUAUCCUACUGAAGUGUAUGUACCAAAGUCUGCGACUGCACACAUCAUAGUGGGGAGCAGUAAAUUUCGGAGCCGAAGGCGUUUCCCAGCUCUCUCUUACUACUACAAGGAUAACAAUGCAUCCAUAUGUAGAAGCAGCCAGCCUUUAUCCGGCUUUAGUGCUCGAUGCCUUGAGGAUGAACAGAUGCUCCAGGCCAUUAGGAAAGCAAAUCCAGGAAGUGAUUUCCUAUACGUUGUUGAUACUCGGCCCAAACUCAAUGCAAUGGCAAACAGAGCAGCAGGGAAGGGAUAUGAAAAUGAAGACAACUACUCCAACAUCAAGUUUCAAUUCAUAGGCAUUGAGAACAUCCAUGUCAUGAGAAGUAGUCUGCAGAAAAUGCUUGAAGUUUGUGAGCUGAAAUCACCUUCAAUGAGUGACUUUCUGUGGGGCCUAGAAAAUUCUGGCUGGCUGAAGCAUAUCAAAGCCAUUAUGGAUGCUGGCAUUUUUAUUGCAAAGGCUGUGGCUGAGGAAGGUGUGAGUGUGCUUGUUCACUGCUCUGAUGGCUGGGAUAGGACAGCCCAGGUUUGCUCUGUAGCAAGCCUUCUAUUGGAUCCAUAUUACAGGACUAUGAAGGGAUUCAUGGUGUUAAUUGAAAAAGACUGGGUUUCCUUUGGUCAUAAAUUUAACCACAGGUAUGGCAAUUUAGAUGGAGAUCCAAAGGAGAUAUCCCCUGUUAUUGACCAGUUCAUUGAAUGUGUAUGGCAGUUAAUGGAACAGUUUCCUUGUGCCUUUGAAUUCAAUGAGAGAUUCCUCAUCCACAUACAGCACCAUAUCUAUUCUUGCCAGUUUGGGAAUUUCCUGUGUAACAGCCAGAAGGAGAGACGAGAGCUGAAAAUCCAAGAACGAACAUAUUCAUUGUGGGCUCACUUGUGGAAAAAUCGUGCCGAUUACCUGAAUCCUUUGUAUAGGUCAAACCACAGUCAAAUGCAAGGGACCCUGCGCCCACAGAUGGCUCCAUGCAACUUCUUGUACAAGUUCUGGAGUGGUAUGUACAACCGCUUUGAAAAGGGGCUGCAUCCUCGACAGUCCGUUACUGAUUAUCUGAUGGCAGUGAAGGAAGAAACUCAGCAGCUGGAAGAAGAGCUGGAGGUCUUAGGAGAGAGACUGGCCAAUCUUCAGAAAUCACAAUUAAAUUAUAAUAAAAUCAAGAGUAAGCAACAAGACCAAAGCAAACAGUUAGGGCUUUCUACUUCCAACAACAGCUUGGCUAACACUCCCCAGGAGUAUAGCAACGAUCUGAAAUCAUUCCCAUCCCGGAGCCCUUCGCAAGGGGAUGAAGAAGAUUCAGCCCUGAUUUUGACACAGGACAACCUGAAAAGCUCUGACCCUGACCUCUCAGCUAACAGUGAUCAGGAGUCUGGUGUGGAGGACUUAAGCUGUAGGUCUCCAAGUGGAGGUGGCUGCUUGCCUAGUGAAGACAGUGGCAAGGAUUCAGAUGAGGCCGUAUUUCUGGCAGUCUGA
Antrostomus carolinensis (chuck-will's-widow) is the source of this 1956-nucleotide messenger RNA. RefSeq names its product myotubularin related protein 7 (gene MTMR7). The transcript is spliced from 13 exons. Gene Ontology annotation, biological process: phosphatidylinositol dephosphorylation. NCBI's taxonomy places the organism in Eukaryota, Metazoa, Chordata, Aves, Caprimulgiformes, Caprimulgidae. The annotation marks the transcript as partial. The record is from RefSeq and is a predicted model, not a curated record. Gene Ontology annotation, cellular component: cytoplasm. Gene Ontology annotation, molecular function: phosphatidylinositol-3,5-bisphosphate phosphatase activity; phosphatidylinositol-3-phosphate phosphatase activity.